Messenger RNA from Eriocheir sinensis (Chinese mitten crab), 5146 nucleotides. It is a transcript of the gene Gint3, whose product is annotated as UBX domain-containing protein 6-like. The transcript is spliced from 15 exons. The record is from RefSeq and is a predicted model, not a curated record. Bases 1431 to 2750 code for a protein of 439 amino acids. Lineage: Eukaryota; Metazoa; Arthropoda; Malacostraca; Decapoda; Varunidae. Gene Ontology annotation, cellular component: cytoplasm.
GAAUAAGCUAUUAUCACAGGAAAAAGGAAGUGGGGGAAAGGGGGGAGAGGCUACGUACACACAGCUGAUACCCUCAACCUAGUUUACUCAGUCAGGUUAAUGUGAGCAUCAACAAACACAGAGCAGAGCAAAGAUAGGGAUAACCAACCCCCUCUUCCAGUCAGAAGCAAUGGUACCAGAUUACGAUGCAGCAGUUAAAAUCGCAUGCAAUCCACACAUCAUGGCUGCACCUCCACUUCUAAACAGCUCCACAGCGAUAUUACAAACACCAAUGUUGGGCCUCAACACAUGCAAACAAAUACCCUGUGUUGUUCAUGGACAGUUUGACAGAACAGGUUGAUGAUGAUCAUGCACGAUGUCGAGAGGAUCGAGGAAAGAUGGGCAGUUCAAUGUACGACAGUUAGAUAAUGAAGUAGAUGCGGCAUAGUCAUAUAUAUCUUCAAGGUGUAAACACAGUGACUGCCAGGUGUCGCCGGGGAGCAGGCAGGGCUUUAUCUGAGAGGCGGCGACAUUUACAUUACAAUAAAGGUUAAUGCCCAAUCUCGAGACUAAAACGAAGACACGGAUUAUUAAGUAUGAUCAGUUCCAGACACUAGUGCCUUGCGCAUUAUCUAUCAAGAUCAUAAAUACCAAAACCUUCCUUGUUUACCUCGCCGUUACGGAGGCAAUCCCACAUUCUCGGUUGAAAGCUGGAAACGAAGAAAAGAGAGAAAAUUAACUGAGGAUACAAAGGAAAGAAGGUGGAGGAGUAAAGACCAAAGAAGCGAUAUAACAGCGUCUGAAGUAGAGGUCUACAUAAGAGGAAGAGGAAGGAACACAUUCACCGUUGUGCACCAGAAAUCACCUGACGAGGAGGCGGAGGGGGCGCCACCCCACCCUCGUUUCCACCCCCGCAGUGAGUGUGGUUCGUAUGUGAUGAACGAGGCUGCAGUGCUCCUGGCUGGCGGGCUCAACUCUACGGUGAGCACUCUGCUGGCGGGGCUGAGAGUGGCUGUGGGUGCCGCAGCUUCCCUCGUGCCGCUGCCCGAGGCCUCCAAGCUCCCCUGGCAGCCAUCAAUCGGGACAGCCAAAGAUACAGUGCUCUCCUCCUUGUCUGAUCUGGUGUGGUGGUUAGAACUGACGCCUUUGCAGUCCCAUGCUUUGAAGAGCUUGCUAAUCAUCCUUCUUAUAAACUUGAUACUCAUAUUUGUCUCCUGGCACGUGUAUGCCCACAGGAUCUCCCAUACAUUGUCUUUCAGUAAGUCACUCAUAUUUGUCUCCUGGCACGUGUAUGCCCACAGGAUCUCCCAUACAUUGUCUUUCAACAGCCUGCGUAUUGUUGAAGACAUAUUAAAGAAGAACACCAACUUCAAACUGCCUAAAGACAACAGUGCGAGGAUCUAAUACUUAAGCUAAAAAGAUCCAAUAUUUGUUGAAUCAAGAUUAAGAUAAUGGAUGCCUUUAAGAAAUUUUUUGAGAAGAAAAAGGCUGAUGCUAAGUUCAAGCUUGCAGGUCAAGGUCGCAGCCUGAGCAGAGAUGCAGCACAGCAGCCAAGAUCCUCCCAUUCAGGCUACGGUAUGCCACAGCCUCGGGCCACCCCAACCCAAGGUGCCAGGCAGGCUGGUGCUGCAGCCUUGGCCAGGAUAGAGAAUUCGUCCAAGAAUACAGAAGUGGACUGGUCAAUGAAGGCCAUCAAGUCUCAGGCACGUCGGGAAAUGGAGGCUGAGAGGACUGCCAUGGAACAGAUGAAACUGAAUGAGCAGCUCCAAGUUGGCCCCCGAGAAGUUCACCUGGAGGGCGCCCCAAUGCUGGCUGUCCGGGGUGUUUACUUUCAUUGUCCUCUCAUAGGACCAGAGGUGGCAUCAUACGAUGAAAUCAAGAAACAGAUCCGUGACUUCCUAUACAGCCAGAUAGAGGAAGAUCGAGCCAUCUCUUCCUGCAUCAUUAUUCACACCUGUAAUAAAAAUAAAGAAAAGAUUAAGCUGUGCAUUGAGACCCUGUGUAAGUACAUUGAGAAUAUUGUGUCAAAUCCCACUGAAGAAAAGUUCCGUAAAAUAAGAAUAUCAAACAAGGCAUACCAGGAGAGGAUUGAUCCCAUUGAGGGUACAAAGGAGUUUCUGGAAGCUGCUGGGUUCACCAUGCAGGAGCUGCCCUUCAAUGACACAACUGAUACGUUUUGGGUGUUCCCAGAAGAAAACCUUGAUGAUCUUAACGCCCUUGAGCAGCUACGUGAUGCCCUAGUGAGUGCUGAGCCCAUUCGUCCUCAGCUUGACCGUAGCAUGAGUGUGCUACUCCCAGCUGAGGCAGCAACACACAUGGAGUUGCCGAGUGAGUUCUUUAACAUGACGGCAGAUGAGCUGAAGAAGGAAAUGCAAACCAGAGCGGACGCUGUUGAGCGGAGUCAGGUGAUGAUGACAAAAGCCAUGAGGGAACGGAUGGAGAUGAGGGAGAUGAGGAAGUACAGGUUCAGCCUUAUUAGAGUGCGCUUCCCCGACAGCCUUAUCCUCCAGGGAACAUUUAAUGUCCAUGAAAAGUUUGAGGAGGUUCUGAAAUUUGUAAGAGAAAACCUUGUGAAUGACUGGAGACCAUUUUUCCUAACCAUCAGUGGUGGGGGAAAGGUAACUGAGGGUGAUCAGAACCUAGUGGAGCUACGUCUUGUUCCGGCAAUAGUGUUCAACUUUGAGUGGGACCCAGAUGUACAGGACCCCAACCUGGAUGAUAAUGUCUACUUGAAGCCUGAGACAUUGAUGCUCCUGCAGGAGAAGGCCUGAGGGGAAAUCCAACACCAAGAAUCAUCAAUUCAUCUUGCUUUUCAUACCACUUGUCCUGCCCUCUCCCUUCCAAUGACAAUAAGAGAUGACCAAACUUUGCAUUGCAAAACCUAGGUUAGGGGUGAUCUGCAUUAGGAAUGUUGCAUAUUAUAUAGAUUUAUUAUUUUCUUUGGAGUUGUGCCUCAUUAGAUGCCUUGAGCAUUUUCCUUAUUUAUUUUAAUACAUUGUGAAGAUGUUCUGAUUUUGUUUUCCAUCAAUGAAACUCAAAAGCUACAUUUGAAAAUAUGAAUGUACUGAUCAGAUGAGACUGGUGUAUCAGUUAAUUUCUUGCUCGGACAUGAAGACAUGGGAUAUAUUGCCCAUCGUGUGUGUAUGUGUUUGCACAUGUGCGCAUGUGUGUGUAAUAAUAAUAAUAAUCAUGAUAAUAGUUUAGCAACAAAGCAGCAGUUUGUGAUGACCAAAAAUAUAGAAGUGGCAGGAAUAAUAAAAUAAUUCCUUAUUUAAUCCUAAGAAAUGUAGUGAUUACUUACAGGUAAACAAAUAUUGCAAAUUUAACCUCCAUUAAUAUUAUAUGCUAUGGAAGACACCAUACCAAGUUAUCUCUGCACAGUGCACUGAAGGGGGUCACUCUGUUGCUGUGCCAAGUGAAGUGGGUGGAAGGAGACUCCUCUGGUGGAAGUAGGUGACAAUAGCAAGGGUGCUGUAGCAAGCCCUUACCAAACUUGUUCAGGGUGCCUGUCUGAGAAUCUCAACAGAUCCAGGGUGAUUAGGGCAUUCUUGUAUGUCAUUAGUGGGGCCUAGGAUAACCCUGCAUGCCCUUAUCUGAGGAGUUGUUUUUUGGAUAUGUACUGCACAUGUUCUUAGUUGGUGUACCCAUUACCCUGAGUCUAUGCAGCAUGUAUAACUUAGAUGAGGCUGCUCUAACAAUGCUGGUGACAUGCUGCUUUCAGUUCAGUUGGUUACCUACAGUAAUGUCAAGUAGCCUGAUUGCCUGGUCUAGUUGGCAGGGGUGGGGGCCAACUGAUAAUUGUGGAGGGGGCACCUUUCUUAUGGAGGAACAGAAGUACACCACCAUUGUCUUGGUGUGGUUGUUUGCAAUUGUCACACUCCUUCAUCCACAUGUGGAGCCUUCGAAGGUUACAUGCAGUUGUGAAUAGUUUGGAGCUUUGAUGUUGAUAGGGGUUCCCAAUGUACUGUUGUCCACUUACUUCCAUUGGUGUGUGUCUGUGUGUGUGUGUGUGUGUGUGUGUGUGUUCUAGUGAGAUGUCAUAACUACAAUGAAAGAAAAAGACAUGCAUCAAGGAAGACUUAACAUAAAUAGUCUUGAUUUGUGCUGUUUAUAUAUUUAUAACAAUAUUUUACUUGGUACUGAUUGAGUUAUGACAAUGUUCUCCAUAAAGUAACCCCAGUUUUAGAUGUCAAAUGUAUUCAGAAAUAUCCUUUUUAUUUUCACUUGCUGAAUGAAGGGUGUGGCAAUGAAUCACAAGUUUUAGAGCCUUAUUUUUUUUUUUUUUUUUUUGGGGGGGGGGGCGUUGUUUUGUACACUGAGUUUUCUUUUUGUUGGUUUCCUCAUUACUGAGAUUAAAUGAUGUUUUUUAUUCUGUUAAGAAACAAUUCCCAAAAUUUUCCUGUAAGUGAAAGGUAAUUAUACUGCUUACAGAUUAUCUCAAGAGUUUUUUGAAUGAGUAAAAUGCUUACUAAAGUUUGUUUAUUAUGGUAUUAUCCACACCAUUAAUGUUUCCAAGUUCUUAAGAUGCAAAUCGCUAUGUUCAAGAAAAUACACCGAUAAUGAAGCCACUUGAUUGGUAUUUCAAAUUUUCACAUCUUUUCGUUGGUUUUGUCUGGUUUCCAUUUUCUCACAUUGUCAAAUAAAUUUGGUAUAAUGGGUCUUGUUUUAUCAUGAGUGUUAAGAGAACUUAUUUAAUCUUUAGUUUAUAGUUUUCUCUUUUGCAUUUAUAUUGUCAUGUGGUUCUUGAGUGUAAAAAAAGCUUUAACAACUUUACAAAUAUAAAGGGUUACUCUAGUAAAUAUCACUCUGGGAGAGAAAUGCUACUAAUGCUGCUUGCUUUUUUUUUUAAUAUAAUGAUAUAGCAGCUCGCUUCAAAUUCUCUAAACAAAACGAAGUAAAGUAUAAUUUUGCAAUAUUGUGAAUGUUUUUUUCUGCCAGUCAUUUUCCAUGUACUUAUACAGUGUAUAUGUAAGUAGAACAAGUAUAUUUAUGAAAAGAAAUCAACAUUACACACAAAAAAAUACUUGACAAGGAAAUACUGAUGCAAAAAUAGUGACAAGUUGCACAGUAACUGACAGUUCAUUCCACUGUUAUUCCCAUAUUACCAUAUUAAGUGUUGCAGCUUGUAGCUGCUAUAUGCUUUUAUGAAAUAAAUGUAUAUAUUAUA